AUGAAAUUAAUAUGGACCUUGCUGCUAACUGCUCUCAUGCUCAGUAUAUCAUGUACAGCUUUCCCAAUGUUUGGAGCUAAUUUGCCAUCAGACGACGUGCAACUAUCAGAUCCAUCCGUAACCAUCCAUCAUCGACAUAAGAAGCAUCACAUUCGUCACAAACACCGUCGUCGCAGUUUAUCAUCAAAAGAAGAUGCGAAAGUUCGUCGCAAUAAACAAGUCAUGCUCACAAAGCCAUACUGGCCAUGGCCCUAA
Auanema sp. JU1783 is the source of this 255-nucleotide messenger RNA. Lineage: Eukaryota; Metazoa; Nematoda; Chromadorea; Rhabditida; Rhabditidae. The record is from the annotation of a GenBank genome assembly.